UUGUUUCUUCUGUGUACAUAUUAUAAAAAUGAGUUAUUAAUUAGAAGCAACAAAAUAAAUAGGAGGACAACCGGCCCAUUUUCUUGAGCAAAAGUGAAUCCAAACAUGAGAAAACAAAAGAUGUUACAAUACAAUGGCGAAGCUUUUGAGCAGGAAAAAAGGGACUUUUUUGUUUGAGUAAUUAUUUCCAUCGGAUUGGCUGGCUGCUUCGUGCUUUUUGUUUUGUUGGAUUAUCAUACUUGUCCUCUUUCUCCCUCGGAUAAGACAACUCUCGCUUGUGCUCUCCCUAAUGGGCUUUUUCUAGUGAAUUAGCUGAUGGGCUUUUCUUGGUGAACUUGGAGCGUCAUCAUGUGACCCCGAAUUCCUUCACCUGCUCCUCUCCGUCUCCCUCAUAUCUCCAAGAUGAUGAAUUGAUGAUACAUCCCUAAAAUCUGUCCUUUCCUUUCCGCCUCAGAGUACUGGAUUCUGAAUUUCUGAUACCAAACUUACACCCUCACAGUCACUCUAACAGACAUACCCACCCAUUCCCCUUUCCUCUCCACUCUUUUUCCUUCCUUCCCUUCCUUCUUCUUCUUCUUCCAGUCCACUCAGGUAAAACCAGCGGUGAGGUAGAGCUAUAGCUCUGCACCACAAAUCACAGAGGUACGUCGCUCAGAACCCAAUACCAAAAACCUAUUUUCCGGGCUUUCCUCCACUUUUCCCCUCCUUCUCUAAUCUUUUCACCUACGGAAAGUCAGAUCCCAAAGCCACAGAAGCAACCGUCCCCCCUUUCUCUAUUUCCUUUCCAGAAAAUCUGAAACUAACAGUAGUGGAAAAGAGACUAGAGACUAGAGAGAGAAUUCAAAAAAAUGGCUUCCAAACUUUGUUUCCUCUUCUUCCUCUCCUUCCUAACCCAUCACUCCCAAGCGGGUUUCCUAGCCGAACCGGUCCCCAAUCAACCAAACCCAAACACCGUCCCGGCCUUCCCCGUCCAGACCGACUCCCAAAUCUGCCGUCUCGACCUCUCCGCCGAGCUCUUCGGCGGGGUCAACGACGCCUGCGGCCGGAACCUAGACCGGAGCCGCUGCUGCCCUGUACUCGCCGCCUGGCUCUUCGCCGCACACGCCAAGUACGCCCUCCAAGUGCCCGCCGCCUCCCCCGCCGCCGCGGCUGCGGCCGAGGACCAGCUGCCCAUGAUGCCCGACGACUCCCAGAAAUGCGUUAACUCGCUGCAGAGCGCGCUGGUGAGCAAGAACGUCAAGAUACCCCAGCCCAACGCCAGCUGCGACCCUAUCCUCUGCUUCUGCGGGAUUCGGCUCCACCAGAUCACUUCCCUCAGCUGCCCGGCCGCUUUCAAUGUCAGCACCGGCUUCCACAAUGCCACCCCGACGGCGGCGGUGAAGAACCUCGAGAAGAAUUGCAGGAAUUCCUCCUACUCUGGCUGUACUAAAUGCCUAGGCGCCCUCCAAAAGCUCAAGGCCAACGGGAACAAGACGUCCUGGGUCGGCGGAGGGAAGGAAGAGGACAGGGCGAAGAAGAUGUUCAACAGGGACUGCCAGCUGAUGGGGCUGACGUGGCUGCUGGCGAGGAACAAGACGGCGUACAUCCCCACCGUCUCGGCGGUGCUGCGCGCGGUCAUGUACAGCGCCCACCCUCACGAGUCCAAGUGCAGCCCCGACCAGGAGAACAUGCCCUUGGCCGUCGACUCCUUACAGUUCCAAAGGUCGACGUCGGCCGCGGCGGAAGGGAGGUCGCUGUUUUGGUGGUCAACAAUGCUGGCGAUAAUGAUUGCGGUUGCUCUACCACUAGGCGGUGGUGUUGAGUGGCGACGGUGAGAGGCUAUUGUGUAAUGUGUAUAGCUUGUUUUUGACGUCUGGUGGUGGCUGACACUGUGCCACUGUAACUUCUUCUUCGACUGUGUCUGUGACCGAGAGAGAGAGACAGAGAAGUUGGUUUUGGUGCCACGUGAAGCUAGUAGACAAAAAUGGGGGCUAAGCAGAAUAUGGGGAUUGGUUUCGCACUGCUUUUUUGUUUGCCCUUAUUUUAUCAGCCCUGGUUGGUAACUUGGGAACCACACCCAGCUUGUAAAUUUCGAUGGGUUAACUACUAUUGAUUUUUAACUGGUUAUGUGAUUUCAAAUGUAAUUUUCACCAAGGUAGAGAUGUGCAAUCAUCCGGUUCGUAUUAUAUCAAAUUGGCAUUUGAAUUGUACCAUAGUAUCAAAUUGCCAUUGUACAUAUCGAAUCAAGUAUAAUGCGUUUU
Messenger RNA from Linum trigynum, 2240 nucleotides. The record is from the annotation of a GenBank genome assembly. NCBI's taxonomy places the organism in Eukaryota, Viridiplantae, Streptophyta, Magnoliopsida, Malpighiales, Linaceae.